GGUCGGGUCAGCGGGCGCUGCAGUAGUCGCCGCAGCGGCGAUGGGAACGGUGGGGGCGAGGCGGCGGCGGCGGCGACAGGAGGAGGAGCAGAGGCUGGCACAGGAGCAGCGGCUGGGGGUGGCCAGAAAGGGCAGUAACAGCAGCAGCCGCCGCCGUCGACAGUGAACACGGUCGGUACCAGAGGGGACUACCCAGCCGGCCGGCCCUCGAACCCGCGCUCGGGUCCCGUCGCCGUCAGGCGGCGGGGGAUGGGCAGGGGGCGGCAGUCCCGCCUCCUGAGGGUAGACCCUUGCGGGUCCUGGCCCUGAGUCCGACCGGAGAUUAACGCCCGAAAUCCCUACGUCCGCCACGGCUCAGUUUAAAUGGAAACCACCCUUGGGAGCUGGGUGCUUGUGUAGCUGUUCUACCACAUCAGUAAUUUGCAAUGAGUGGGGGAGGAGAGCAACCAGAUAUCCUCAGUGUCGGAAUCCUGGUCAAGGAAAGAUGGAAAGUGUUGAGGAAGAUUGGAGGUGGGGGCUUUGGAGAGAUUUACGAUGCGUUGGACAUGCUUACCAGGGAGAAUGUUGCACUGAAGGUAGAAUCAGCUCAACAGCCAAAACAAGUCCUGAAAAUGGAGGUUGCUGUACUGAAAAAACUACAAGGGAAAGACCAUGUUUGUAGAUUUAUUGGCUGUGGGAGGAAUGAUCGAUUCAACUAUGUGGUCAUGCAGUUGCAGGGUCGGAAUCUGGCAGAUCUACGCCGUAGCCAGUCCCGGGGUACAUUCACCAUUAGCACUACUCUUCGGCUGGGCCGACAGAUUCUGGAGUCUAUUGAAAGCAUCCAUUCUGUGGGAUUCUUGCACCGAGACAUCAAACCGUCAAAUUUCGCCAUGGGUCGCUUUCCUAGUACAUGUAGGAAAUGUUACAUGCUUGAUUUUGGCUUGGCUCGACAAUUUACCAAUUCCUGUGGUGAUGUCAGACCACCUCGAGCUGUGGCAGGAUUUCGAGGGACGGUUCGUUAUGCAUCAAUCAACGCUCAUCGGAAUAGGGAAAUGGGAAGACAUGAUGACCUCUGGUCCUUAUUCUAUAUGUUGGUGGAGUUUGUGGUUGGUCAGCUGCCUUGGAGAAAAAUAAAAGACAAGGAGCAAGUAGGCUCUAUUAAGGAGAGGUAUGAUCACAGGCUUAUGUUGAAACAUCUCCCUCCAGAAUUCAGCAUCUUUCUUGACCAUAUCUCCUCUUUGGAUUAUUUUACAAAACCAGACUACCAGCUUCUUACAUCCGUGUUUGACAACAGCAUCAAGACCUUUGGAAUAGUUGAGAGUGACCCUUUUGACUGGGAGAAGACUGGAACUGAUGGCUCCCUAACAACUACCACUACUUCUACAACCCCUCAGUUACAUACCCGCUUGACCCCUGCUGCAAUUGGAAUUGCAAAUGCCACUCCCAUCCCAGGAGACUUGCUUCGAGAAAAUACAGAUGAAGUGUUUCCAGAUGAACAGCUUAGUGAUGGAGAGAAUGGUAUCCCUGUUGGUGUGUCACCAGAUAAAUUACCUGGAUCUCUGGUACAACCUCAUCCCCAGGAGAAGGAUGUCUGGGAAGAGAUGGAUGUCAACAGGAACAAGAUAAAGCUCGGGAUUUGUAAGGCCACCACAGAAGAGGAGAAUAGCCAUGGUCAAGCAAAUGGCAUGCUGAAUGCUCCAAGCCUUGGGUCACCAAUUCGUGUCCAUUCAGAGAUAACUCAGCCAGACAGAGAUGUUCCAUUGGUGCGAAAGUUACGUUCCAUCCACAGCUUUGAGUUGGAAAAAUGCCUGACGUUGGAGCCAAAGCCAGACACUGACAAGUUUCUUGAAGCCUGCCUGGAAAAAAUGCACAAAGAUUCCAGUGCAGGAAAGGAAUCUACUCUCCCUGAUCCACUUUAUAAGCCUUGUGUUCCUGCUGUGUCCCGUACUGACCGCAUCUGGCACUAUGACGAAGAAUACCUUCCAGAUGCUUCCAAGCCUGCCUCUGCCAACACCCCUGAGCAGGGAGAUGGUGGUGGCAGCAAUGGAUUUAUAGCAGUCAACCUGAGCUCCUGCAAGCAAGAGGUUGAUUCCAAAGAAUGGGUGAUUGUGGACAAGGAACAGGACCUUCAGGAUUUUAGGACAAAUGAGGUUCUAGGGCAUAAAACAACUGGAAACCCCUCUGAUGAAGAGCCUGAAGUACUUCAAGUUCUGGAGGAAUCACCUCAAGAUGAAAAGCUCAGAAUAGGUCCCUGGGCAGAAAAUGAAAAUUUGAAGAAGGAAACCUCAGGUGUGGUCUUAGCACUUUCUGGAGAGGGCCCUGCCACUGCUGCUUCAGAACAAUAUACUGAUAGGCUAGAACUCCAUGCUGGAGCUGGUGGUCAGUUUAUUGCGGCAACACCCACAAGUCCAAUGGAGGCACAAGCGGAAGGACCCCUUACGGCGAUUACAAUUCCUAGACCUUCUGUGGCAUCUACACAGUCAAUUUCAGGAAGCUUUCACUAUGGUCAGCAACCAGAGAAGAAAGAUCUUCAGCUCAUGGAACCCACUGUGGAACUUUACUCUCCAAGGGAGAACUUCUCUGGCUUGGUUGUGACAGAGGGUGAACCACCUAGUGGAGGAAGCAGAACAGAUUUGGGGCUUCAGUUAGAUCAUAUCGGUCAUGACAUGUUACCCAGGGGAGUUCAUAUCAGAGGAUAUGACAAAUCCCAAGACCUGGGGCAAAAAGACCUUCCUGACCAUAGCAGACUGGUUGUGAGAGAAUUUGAGAGUCUUCCUGGUGAAAUUGAAGAGAAAAGCCAUUUUCUAGGGCCAGUUAAUGAAGAUGAGCAGUUAAGUAAAGGACAGUGUUCUGUUGAGAUCUCCCGUAUCCCAGGGGAUUUGUUAACUAUAGAAAGAGAUCAGUCAACUACUACUGAACCUGUUGAUGUGACAAAGAUACAGACUUUCAGUGUGAUGCCAAAUCAAGACAAAAAUCAUGAGGUAUUGAAGCUUUUGCCAGUUGGAACUUCAGAAAUUUCUCCAAGAGUCAUUAACCCCGGUGUUGAAGGACAGAUGGGUCAUGUGGCAGCAAUGCAAAAAAGGAAGAUAUCUAAGGAUGAUGACAUCAAGAAUGAAGAUUUGCCAGGUCAUCAAGGAGACCUGACUACUAUUCUGCACCAAGAAGGUAAAAGAGAAAAAAUUGCUCCUAGAAAUGGAGAACUGUUUCAUUGUGUUUCAGAGAAUGAGCAUUGUCCUCCAUCCCGGAAGGAUACGUCUAGGUCAUCUUUUGUAACCAGACACAGCCGAAUCCCUGUUUUAGCACAAGAGAUAGAUUCAACUUUUGAAUCAUCUUCUCCCGUCUCUGCAAAAGAAAAGCUCCUCCAAAAGAAAGCUUAUCAGCCGGACCUAGUCAAGCUUCUGGUGGAAAAAAGGCAACUCAAGCCUUUCCUUGGUGACCUCUCAAGUGCCUCUGAUAAACUGCUAGAGGAGAAACUAGCUGAUGUUCCUGCUCCAUUUUCUGAGGAGGAAUUAUUCACUCCUUUUUCAAGACUGGCAGUAGACUCUCAUCUAAACAGAUCAGCUGAAGACAACUUCCUGUCACCCAUUAUCUCCCAGUCCAGAAAGAGCAAAAUUCCAAGGCCAGUUUCAUGGAUCAACACAGAUCAAGUCAUUAGCUCUACUUCAUCUCAAUUCUUGCCUCGGCCCCCACCAGGAAAGCCACCCACUAGACCUGGAGUAGAAGCCAGGCUACGCAGAUAUAAAGUCCUAGGAAGUAGCAACUCUGACUCAGACCUUUUCUCUCGCCUGGCCCAAAUUCUUCAAAAUGGAUCUCAGAAAUCCCGGAGCACUACUCAGUGCAAGAGUCCAGGAUCCUCUCACAAUCCAAAAACACCACCCAAGAGUCCAGUUGUCCCUUGCCGAAGUCCCAGUGCCUCUCCUCGAAGCUCUUCCUUGCCUCGCACAUCUAGCUCCUCACCAUCUAGGGCUGCAAGGCCCCACCAUGACCAGAGGAGUUCAUCCCCACAUCUGGGGAGAAGCAAGUCACCUCCCAGCCACUCAGGCUCUUCUUCCUCCAGGAGGUCCUGCCAACAGGAGCAUUGCAAACCCAGCAAGAAUGGCCUGAAAGGAUCCGGCAGCCUCCACCACCACUCAGCCAGCACUAAAACCCCCCCGGGGAAGAGUAAGACAGCCAGCAAACUCAGCAGAUAGGAGUGGGGCUGCAUCUCUGGGAAAGAUGGGAGAUCUUCCUCUGAAACCUGAUGCAUGUUGUGUCCCUGUACCGUCUAUUUAAAAAAUCAGUGUUGAUCUUUACUUGUAUAAGAAAGUAACAUGAUAAAUUAUUUAUAAAGACAUAAAUAUGUGAUAAGGAAUUACCUAACGCAGGCGGCAAGCAGAUCAGAAAUCAAUACCUUUGUGCCAGAAGGGGCAAUCCAGCAAAUCCAAGGGGGAAAAACUCAUUAAAUGAGCUCUAAUAUUUUGGUCAUUUUUGGUUUUGAAACAAAAGAGUUGAGGGUAGGUGAUGGAAUGGAAUUUGAAAGGGUUUGGCCUAAUUUUUUAAGGCUCUACUCAAAGAUUAUAUAGCAAAAGUGAAACUCUUAUUUUAAUAUUUUCAUUCAGAACUUCCAACUUUGGAGAGUCUGAAUUGCUCAGAUAGUCAAGUAUAUGUGAGAAGUCUGUUGCUGCGGAGCCAAUGCUCCUGUAUUUUUGGCUCUUGUUUAUUAUCUAGUGUAUUGGGGAUUCACACCUUUACUUUGCCUCAUUCCUAGUACCCUCCCUGGAUUUUGCACUUUUGUAAGUUGGUUUUUCUCACCUGAUUCAGUCUCUCUUCUUUCAUCUUAACAAUACAUUCUAAUAUGCUUUUGGUAGCACAUGCUGAGAAUUCCAAACCAGUUACCAUUUUUUAGUCCUCUGAUGUUUUUCUUUAGAGCAACAGUUCUUAACUGUACUGUAUUUUUAUUGCAAAAAUAAUAAUAAUUGAGAAACUUAGGUAAAGAAGGGAAAAGUCUAAAUAUAUUGAGCUGCUUUGCAGGCUUUAGUGCUUUAGGGAAAGAGUGUGUGAUAAUAUCCAUCAAGAUAGAAGAACCCUGUUCCUCCGUAAGUUUUCUCCUUGUGGAAGGAAAACUGAUCUUAGGUCUUCUAGAUACCAACUAUUUCAAAUACCAACCUCUAAAAUGACACAAGGGAAGCACAGAGCUUUGGAAUGUGACUUUUCCCUUUCAGAGAUUUAGAAGGAAAGAUAGAAAUUAGGUACAUUGUUGAGACUUCUAAUCCUCGAAUUUUGUAUUUUGUAUAUGUAGCUAAUAAGGAAUGAGUAUCUAGGGAAAUAAAUUUAGGCUAAAUAUUUAUCUUCUGAUGUUUUAGUACCUACUUCUCCUAUGCUUUACUUUACAUAUUUGUGCUUCCUGACCUGAUUUCCAUGCAAUCUCAAUUUAUGAAGCUGCAAAGAGGAUCAUAUAUGUUCCAAUCUCACUCUUCUGCUAACAGGAAUCAGGCAAAAUUAAAUGAUACCAGACUUUUAAAAUGGUCUCUUUUAUAUGGUCUAGGUGUUUCUUGUUGUUGUAAAGACCUUAUUAAGGUCAGGUAAAUUGGUCUGCUUGCUGUUGAAAUUUGCCUUCUAGCAAACAUCUUUGCUUUCUCUUUGUUCUUGUGUUUGCUGCCAAACCUUAUACGGUUGAAUAGGGGAGGGGGACAUAUAUUUCCUCACCAAGUGAACAUAUUCUAAUGCUGCAUCAAAGCCGCCCUGAAGCUGCACUGAACUUAUCUUGUUCUCUUUAUCUGUGUUGAACUUUUUAAAAAAUAAACUCAAAACACUUCUGAGACAUAUAUAGUCUCCCAUAAGAAAUGUAGCAUAGUGUGGAAUCUUAAUUUCUCUCCAGUUUCAAACACUACAGAGGAAUGCAAUAGAGAAGACAUAUUUGCUAUUUAACUAAAGCAAACUGUAAUCGGAAGGCUGAUCCCUCUGUAUUAUAUUGUAUAAUAGUUGAUACAACACUACUUGCAUGUCUUCUUGGUAAAUUAUAUAAAUAUUUAUAAAUAUAUAUAGACAUAUGCUUAUAUAAACUCAUUCUUUCUCAUUCUCCAUUCGUAAUUUUAAGAUCACAGAUGGUGACUUCUUUUUCUACUGUGUGCCUCAUGCAUACUUAGUCCUUGCUUAUCUUCAUUUUCUGAAAGUAUGUUCUUGGCAUGUGACACCUCAUAUUCUUCCUGCCUUCCCUGUUUAUAGGGUUGACAGUCCUUAAGCCAAGAUAUGCUAUUUAAAUUUCAUUUAAAUAAGGAAUUAAUAGGGGAAAAAUUACUAGGACAUGGCUUGUAAUACUGGUUCAAAAUUUGUCAUGUUAAUCACAUAAUUCUGUCAUUAUGGUUAGAGUGGACAAACUGGUAUGAUAAUCAUGGAUCUGACAUUAAUCGAUUUUUUAAAAAAUCUCCCAAAUAUUGCCAUUCUACUUUUCUCUUCUCACCUCACUUUUUUCCCCCCUCUUUUUUGGAGAGCAGGGGGAGUAGCCUACAAUUAAGAAUUUUUUUUUUCAGUUGUAUUAGCUAAAUUGUACUAAAAGCAGCCAGGUUUAAAUACUGACCCCUAUAGUCAGAAAUGUGCUACUAGUAACCACUGGAAAAGCUGAUGAAGCUACAAUUGUGGUGUGUGUGUGUGUGUGUUAUUUUAUUUCUUACUGGCAUUUCUCUGCUUGCUCUUAAAGCUGACAGUGAUGACAAUGUGGCAGCUGAAUGUUUUCUUUCUUGUUUCCUUCCUUUUUUCUCCCAGUCUUUCCCCCGUGUGCUGCCCUCUAUUUCUAAAGGGCGUUAACAAACUCAUUAUUAGAAUCCAGAGAUAAACAGCUUGGUUAUAUAAGAAUAUUUUAUUUUGCAUGUAGAGAAAAGAAUUAACCAAAGAUGUUUCUGCUCUGAUACUUUUAAAAGAAAACAAACUAAUUAUAUCUAAUGUAUCAAUAGAUCUAUUUAAAAGUUCUGUCAUAUAUAGAGAUUUACUGUAUGGGUUUUUAAAAGCAUAGCUUGUGCUUUUAGAUAUUAGAUGUAUCUCAGGUUAAAAACAAAACUGGCAGUCCUGAGCAAAAGCACUUUUGGCACAAUGAUUUUUGGUUUUUGUUUUAAAGUAUGCAGAGAAUGAGGGCUUUUAUUUUUAUUUUUAUUUUUAUUUUUUUCACUGAUGGCAUAUUUCAGAUUGAAGUGACAAACAUAGAUCAUCCAAGUAAUUUUGAAACAGUUUGGUUAUUAUUAGAUGAGGGAUGUGGCCAUUGGUCAAAGUCAAACCAACACUAUGCUAAAAGUAGUAAAGGGCAGAAGUUAAAAUUAUCUUUUGAAGAUCAACUGCCUCCUGGUUUCUCCUAAGAUGAGGACAAAGUGGCUGUUUAACUGGUCACACCUGCCCUCACCCUCCCUUUUCUAGUCCCUAGAACUACAUGGGUGGAGCAGAUCAGAAUUAAUAACAGCUCAAUCCCUUUAGGUAUUCUUCCUGGAUUAUGCUGCCAAAUCUCCAGAUUCUGUGGAUUGGUUGAAAUAAUAAAAUUUCACAUACUAAUUUUUUGCACAUCUUAAACAUAUUUAACUUUAAGUGUAUAAUGAACAAAGGAGGAAAAUUGAGUCAUAUCAAAUUUAACCUUAAAGCACAGAUUUAUGAACAUCUUUGAACGUUAAGAUUUAGGCAGACACUCUGAUUCUCAACUCUGGUUUGCCUGCUGGCCUUGCUGACAUUGGGAAAGUUCCAUUUACUGUUUUAUAAGUUGCUUGUUGUGAAGUGAAUGUUUUUUGUAAAAGUUGCCAAGCUAAUUCAAGUCCUAAAUAAGUUGCACAGUGGUAUUUGAGAGGACCCACUGUAGUCAUUAUCCACUUUAUACUGUUUGCUUUAAAAUAGUAUACAAAUUUCAGCUGCUUACUAAUUCAGUGACUAAACAUUGUGCAGUCUCUUUCUGUUUGGCUUCUAGUCAUUAUGGGGACUUGAAAUUCUUCAGUAGUCAUCGAGGUUCCUUCCAGGCUACAGAUUUUUAUGUUGUUUCUGCAUUCAACCUACAACGAAGAAGUGUAUACUGGUACAUGUUUUAUAAACCCAGCCACAGUUAAAAACCAUAAUUAGUUCUUCUAUACCCAGUAGCUUAGAAUUGAAAACAGAUGCUUUUUCUUCCCAAGAGCAGAGGUGUCUUGGUUCUAGGAACUGAAUUCCUAGAUUAGGAAUUGGUGAUAGGAGAAAUAGGAUCCAGAAUUCAAAAUUUAGUGACUUAGGGAAGAAAAUGCAUCUUACUCUGACUAUCUGAAAUGUAUGUUUAUUUGUAGAUUUAGUGUUGGAGAUAAAAGUGUUUCAUAUUUUAAAACUUUUUUCAUUCCUUUGUAUCUGUCAAAACAUGGUACAUGUUAGAAAACCAUUUCUUCUGUUAUGUUCCUAUAUUUUGGAAUUUAGUUGCUUGUACUUACUCGUUGAAAAGCUGUCCAUCUUCAUCUGUGUGCAUUUACCAUGAAUGCAUUGGCACUUUGCCUAAAAAAGAUGUUUUAGCACCUGUACUACUCAGGCGAUAGAAUGGUUGGUUGAAGCCAACUGCAUUUUUUAACUUUCUUGAGUUUGGUUCUGUAGACAGUAUAGUAGCAGAGUAGCUACUUACCUGUGUUUCAAAAUAAGGGAACAAAAAUUAUUACAGGAUUAAGGCAUGUAACCACUAUGGUACUCCCUAUAUGUCAAUGUAUACCCAAGUUGAGAAACCACAGGUGCAUAUUUAGACUUAGAGAAGAGGGAACAAGAGGUAGUUCUAGUCCUCAGAUGGUAUAGAGGAUGUAGUGCAUGGAAAACCCCAAUAGUUGUCCUUCCUUAUCCUAAUCCAGUAGAACCCUGGUGUGUACCUCGAGGAUGUGGGAGCAGAGUAGAACCUCAUCAUGUUAUUGGUUAUUCUUAGUGCUUUGGUUGUCCCUCUGGAAUUUUGAGAAAUUUAACAGAUAGUCUUGGAAGCCUGCAUAGUCUAUUGCCCACCAUUGGAGAACUGAAGGAGGUACAUGGGAAAUUCCUACAGUUCUCAGGGAACUUCAAGACAUGGGACAAGGAUCCCUGUGCACUGAAAUGGGAAUCGGGAUGUUGCAUACUUAUACUUCAAUCCCUGAGAAAUCCCUGGCUGGACAUAAAAUGAUGACAUUCAAGUCUUGGCCCAUCAAGACACUUUCUUACUAAGUUGUGAUUGUCUCUCUGUGAAGCACUAUCAGCUCCUAUUUUUAAAAUAUUUAAACCUGUUUAAGUAUUCCCCUUGAGCAAAUAUGGAUCAGAAAAUUUACUUAUGUGACAGAAUCAGGAUCCUUUUGAGGGUACACACAACCUCAAGACACUGAAUAGCAAAGAAGUAGCAUUUACCAAGUAAUGCUUGGGUCGUUGGUCUUAAGGAUACAUUUAAAAGAAGGGAAGCCCUUCCCUUCAUUGCACUGUGAAACUUAGGUUUCUGCUUUCUCUUUAAUUGAAAGUGAUAGUAUAGAAACCGUAUGAGCACAGUAUAUAUAAUUGGUGAUGCUUACCAUGCCUCCUAGGGUUUCCGGAUCCACUGACCUAGAGAAUAAGAUUGGGUGAGGCAGAUCUUUGAGCCCAGGCACCUAUAGGAUUUGCCAAUCACAUAAGUUUAUACAUUAACAAUGGAUAGGAAUUUACCUCUGUUUUUAGUUGAUUAAUAAUGUUUCAUUAAGUGCAUAAGUCUUCACUCACCUAGUUAAAAACGUUAAGUAACCCAAGUUUUUAUGUAGACUACUCUUGCCAUAUGAUGCGUUUAUUCUCUUAUAAAAUUUAAAUCCUUAAAAAUUCACACAUAACACUUCACUAUACCUGGAAUCUGCCUGGGGGCUCUUCACUCACCCACAAUAGGUAAACAACGCUACCAGAGCUUGAAUGUGAUUUAUUUUAGGGAGCUGAUGAGGAGGGAAAAGCCCGUGGGACUUUUUCCAAAACUUUUAUUUUUAAACUAUUACCAGAUUGUUUCACUAAAGGGGAAAAAAGCAUUCAGAAGGACAAAGAUAGGAAGAUAAAGGAAAUACAAAACUGGGCCACAUGGGACUCUGAAAUAGGACUGGAGGGACUGACUAAAGAAGAAAACAGUUGAGAUAACCCAGUCUUCAGCCCCCUCCCUUAAACAUGCUUUCUGGUUCCCCUUCUAACUCUUUUCCUAAAAUAGCCAGUGCCUAUUUAGUUGGGCCAUUUACUUACAAGUUCCCAGCUUUUAGGAAAAAAGAGGGGAGAGGAAACUUGUUUUGAAUUAGAUAACAAUCUUCUAAAUUACAAACUAUUGACAGCUGUUAAAUCAGAUUCAACUACAAAGGAAAAGAAUUCUUUUCUUGGGCAAUACCAGUAAGUUAGAAUAGAUGACCUUAAUUCCACUUGUAUUCUCUUCUUCUCUUCAUGAAAUGAGAUGAGAAGCUGCCCUUUGAAAUAUAUUUAUUGGUUAGCAGUGUGAUAAUAAAACACUUUCUCCCAAGGUGUUGUAUUGUGUCCCUUUCUCCUCCAAGCAUUCCCCUUUGUGCAUUCUUGCUCAGGCAACCAAGGACAUAGAAUAUUGGCAGAAACACGGCAUGCUUUUGUAUAGGCCAUCUGUACAUAAAAGUGUAAUUAUUUAUUUAAUUUUCCCAUUUGUAUCAUAUUAAAGCUUUGUACAGUGUUUUAA
This is a messenger RNA of Choloepus didactylus (southern two-toed sloth), 10591 nucleotides long. It is a transcript of the gene TTBK2, whose product is annotated as tau tubulin kinase 2. The record is from RefSeq and is a predicted model, not a curated record. The coding region runs from base 426 to 4169 and encodes 1247 amino acids. Gene Ontology annotation, molecular function: protein serine/threonine kinase activity; ATP binding. The transcript has 15 exons. Gene Ontology annotation, biological process: peptidyl-serine phosphorylation; cilium assembly; signal transduction. Gene Ontology annotation, cellular component: cytoplasm; nucleus; ciliary basal body. Lineage: Eukaryota; Metazoa; Chordata; Mammalia; Pilosa; Megalonychidae.